Zonotrichia leucophrys gambelii is the source of this 3042-nucleotide messenger RNA. RefSeq lists its product as uncharacterized. Gene Ontology annotation, molecular function: lipopolysaccharide binding. Gene Ontology annotation, biological process: innate immune response; lipopolysaccharide-mediated signaling pathway; defense response to Gram-negative bacterium. The record is from RefSeq and is a predicted model, not a curated record. NCBI's taxonomy places the organism in Eukaryota, Metazoa, Chordata, Aves, Passeriformes, Passerellidae.
AUGGGAAUGCAGAGCGUGGCUGUGGCUUGUGGGGCACUGACCUUGUGCCUGGCACUCACCACUGCCACCAACCCCGGCUUCGUGGUGAGGAUCACCCAGGCAGGCUUGGACUACGCCCAACAGCAGGGAAUUGCGAUCCUGGAGAAGGAGCUCGCCCAGCUGAAGCUGCCAGACUUCUCGGGUAAAUCAGGGAAGGUGCGCUAUUCAUUCUCCAGGCUGCGCAUUCCCACUUUCCGCUUGCCGUACUCCCGGAUUACCCCGAUCCCCAACGUGGGCCUGCAGGUCUCCAUCUCCAACGCCUUUGCUGAGCUGAAUGGCGACUGGCGGGUGAAGUUUCUCUUUAUCAAGGCACAUGGAUCUCUCAACGUGAAGGUACAAAAUGUCAACAUGAAAAUCAUCCUGAAGCUGGGCAGUGACACCACUGGGAGGCCCACCAUCAGCACCUCAGGCUGCAGUGCCACCAUUUCCAACGUCCGGGUGCGCUUUUCCGGCAAGCUUGCGUGGCUUUACAACCUGUUCCACCGCAUUAUUGAGAGGAAGUUGCGAAAGACUUUAGAGGGCAAGGUGUGUGACAAUGUGGCCAAGUCUGUACAAAACGAGCUCCAGAAGCAGGUCCGGACGCUGCCAGAAGUGAGCAGAGGAGCAGUUGGUAGUGAGUUGAUGCACCACGAAGCCCAGUCAUGGCACUGCCCAGAUGCCAGUAGAGGCCAUCUGCUUCCAGAUUUCCUGACCAUCUCCUUACUCAUCUCUCUUCCUUGUGUUGCAGUCACAGCCAGGAUAGAUGACAAGAUUGGGAUUGAUUAUUCCUUGGUGGCACCCCCAAGAGCUACAACCAAGUCCCUGGACCUGGACCUGAAGGGUGAAUUCUACUCCCUGGCCCACCGCUCCCCCGUGCCCUUCUCACCGCUGCCACUGGCCUUCCCCUCGGAUCACGAGCGCAUGGUUUACUUUGGAGCCUCCAGCUACUUCUUCAACACAGCCGGCAUUGCCUACCACGAGGCUGGGGCACUGGUCUUUGAAAUCACAGAGGCCAUGAUCCCAAAGGAAGCGAGAUUCAGCUUGGACACCUCUCUCUUCUCAGCCUUCAUUCCCCAGCUGGAGGAGAUGUACCCGAACAUGCCAAUGAAGUUCAGGGUGUCCACUCCCACUGCUCCAUUCCUGACUAUUGGAGAAGGAGGAAUCUCAUUCCAGCCCAUUGUGGAUAUCCAGGCUUAUGCCAUCUUUCCCAACUCCAGCCUGGCUCCUCUCUUCCUCCUCAGCCUGACAGGGAACGUGUCCGCUGUCAUCAACGUGAGAUCCGGCCGCAUAGUUGGGAGCCUGGAUGUGGGCAGGAUCAGGCUCUCUCUGAAGGAUUCAGCUGUUGGCACUUUCCAGGUACAUUUUGUGCAGUCCAUAAUGAACUACUUGACCUCCAGUGUCCUCCUGCCACAUCUUAAUGCCCGCUUAGGUGAGGGUUUCCGUCUGCCGCUGCCAGACAGGAUUCAGCUCUCCAAUAUCCUUGUGAGGUUCCACCAGAAUUUCCUACUGCUUGGAGCAGACAUUCGCUUCCAGCCCCGGGAUAUAAAGGUGGUGUGGGCUGGGAGAGCCCUGCACAACGUGGCACUGUGGGAAGCCAGGAUGGGAAUGCAGAGCGUGGCUGUGGCUUGUGGGGCACUGACCUUGUGCCUGGCACUCACCACCGCCACCAACCCCGGCUUCGUGGUGAGGAUCACCCAGGCAGGCUUGGACUACGCCCAACAGCAGGGGAUUGCAAUCCUGGAGAAGGAGCUGGCCCAGCUGAAGCUGCCAAACAUCUCGGGUAAAUCAGGGGAGUUGCACUAUUCGCUCUCCAGGCUGCGCAUUCCCACUUUCCGCUUGCCACACUCACGGAUUACCCCAAUCUCCAACGUGGGCCUGCAGGUCUCCAUCUCCAAUGCCUCUGUUGAGCUGAAUGGGGACUGCUGGGUGAAGUUUCUCUUUAUCAGGGGGCCUGGAUCUUUUGACCUGAAGGUAGAAAAUAUCUCAAUCAAAUUUAUCCUGAGGCUGGGCAGUGACACCACUGGGAAGCCCACCAUCAGCACCUCAGACUGCAGUGCCCGUGCCUCCAAAGUUGGGUUGCACUUUUCAGGCAAGCUUGCGUGGUUUUACAACAUAUUCAAGAAGGGUAAUAAGUCCCUGUUGCAGAAGCAUUUAGAGACCAUGGUGUGUGACAAUGUGGCCAAGUCUGUGCACAAUGAGCUCCAGACGUACAUCCGGACACUGCCAGUCACAGCCAGGAUAGAUGACAAGAUAGGGAUAAAUUACACCUUGGUGGCACCCCCAAGCACUACCGCCCAGUACCUGGAUGCCGACCUGAAGGGUGAAUUCUACUCCCUGGCCCACCGCUCCCCCGUGCCCUUCUCACCGCUGCCACUGGCCUUCCCCUCGGAUCAUGAGCGCAUGGUUUACUUUGGAGCCUCCAGCUACUUCUUCAACACAGCCGGCAUUGCCUACCACGAGGCUGGGGCACUGGUCUUUGAAAUCACAGAGGCCAUGAUCCCAAAGGAUGUAGAAUUCAAGUUGAACACCUCUGUCUUCUCAGCCUUCAUUCCCCAGCUGGAGGAGAAGUAUCCAAACAUGCCAAUGAAGUUCAGGGUGUCCACUCCCACUGCUCCAUUCCUGACUAUUGGAGAAGGAGGAAUCUCAUUCCAGCCCAUUGUGGAUAUCCAGGCUUAUGCCAUCUUUCCCAACUCCAGCCUGGCUCCUCUCUUCCUCCUCAGCCUGACAGGGAACGUGUCCGCUGUCAUCAACGUGAGAUCCGGCCGCAUAGUUGGGAGCCUGGAUGUGGGCAGGAUCAGGCUCUCUCUGAAGGAUUCAGCUGUUGGCACUUUCCAGGUACAUUUUGUGCAGUCCAUAAUGAACUACUUGACCUCCAGUAUCCUCCUCCCACGUCUCAAUGCCCACUUAGAUGAGGGUUUCCCCCUGCCACUUCUGGACAGAAUUCAGCUCUCCAAUAUCCUUGUGAGGUUCCACCAGAAUUUCCUACUGCUUGGAGCAGACGUUCACUUCCAGCCCCGGGGAUGA